Molecule: messenger RNA, 4928 nt
Organism: Phyllopteryx taeniolatus (common seadragon)
Lineage: Eukaryota; Metazoa; Chordata; Actinopteri; Syngnathiformes; Syngnathidae
Gene: gpm6aa
Product: glycoprotein M6Aa
Exons: 8
Coding region: 500-1336 (278 amino acids)
Biological process (GO): neuron projection development
Cellular component (GO): axonal growth cone; filopodium; plasma membrane
Source: RefSeq, a predicted model, not a curated record
UCAACAAGGGUUGUCAAUAGGAAAAGGUAAGACCAUACGUUAACGUACACUAGUGCGUUAUUUGCCUUUACUUUAUUAACCCCGGUUUACUUUUCUCACUUGUAUCAUAGUUCUGAAUGCCACAGUGCAACGUAAAACAUUGCCUUUAACAGAUUGUAAAAGUGUCCCGGCUGCAGCGAUGACAGUUAAACGUACCUCGCGUUGGACUGCUUUUGCUGUUGAGGUGAAGAGACGCACCUCCCAGGCACAAGUGGUCAUCUCCCUCUGCAUGUUGUGACAUCAAAGGGGACCAAGGAGGGCUUUUCAGCACUCGUCUCAGCAGCGUGCGAUGGACAGCACCACAAAGACGGAUGCUUGACGGAGAGCUGACAGCAUUCCCCGGAACCACCGCCAGCAAAACGACAUCAUUUUGUGGACUUAACCAUUUGUUGCCAACGACCUGAAGACGCUGAAACGCAGAGAGGCUUCUUUAGCGCUGCUUUAAAACACAACAAACACGAUGGAAGAAGACAUGGAUGAGGGGCAGGCCCAGAAAGGGUGCCUGGAGUGCUGCAUCAAAUGCCUGGGCGGGAUCCCCUACCCGUCGCUCAUAGCCACCAUCUUGCUGUACGCCGGCGUGGCUCUGUUCUGCGGCUGUGGCCACGAGGCUCUUUCCGGAACCGUCACCAUCCUCCAGAAUUACUUUGAGGUGGUGCGCAGCCCCAUGGACGCACUGGACGUCUUCACUAUGAUCGACAUCAUCAAGUACGUGAUCUACGGAGUGGCCUCAGCCUUCUUCGUCUACGGCAUCCUGUUGAUGGUGGAGGGCUUCUUCACCAGCGGGGCCAUCAAAGACCUCUACGGAGACUUCAAGAUCACCACCUGCGGACGCUGCGUCAGCGCUUGGUUCAUCAUGCUGACGUACGUCUUCAUGCUGGCCUGGCUCGGUGUGACGGCGUUUACCUCCCUGCCCGUCUUCAUCUACUUCAACAUCUGGAGCAUUUGCCAAAACGCCACCGUGCUGGAGGGAACCUCGCUCUGCCUGGACCCGCGCCAAUAUGGUAUAGUGGCUAUUAACGAAGCUAAGACAGUGUGCGCUGGAUCCGAGAAGUUCUACAGGAUGUGCGAAUCCAAUGAGCUGGACAUGACAUUUCACCUGUUCAUCUGCGCCCUCGCUGGAGCAGGAGCCGCUGUCAUCGCUAUGAUCCACUACUUGAUGGUGCUGUCGGCCAACUGGGCCUACGUGAAGGACGCGUGCCGGAUGCAGAAGUACGAGGACAUCAAGUCCAAGGAGGAGCAGGAGCUUCACGACAUCCACUCCACUCGCUCCAAGGAACGACUCAACGCUUAUACAUAAAAAGCCAAGUGGGACGGGGGGACACUCCCGGGUGGGCGUGUCCGCCAAUGUCGCUGGUGCAUCACAUGACAAUGUGGUUUGAGCGGGGGUACGCCUCAGCCGCAAACAACAUUUCAGCUAACAAAAAGAAGCCCCUUUACCUCUCGUGGCCGGUGUUUGUUAUCAUUAUGGCAGUUGUUGAAAUAUGACACCAAUCGUUUAGUGCCGAGUAGUAGUUGUAGUGUAGUUUGUAGAAUCACGAGUAGCACUAGGACCACUUUUUUACUAUUAUUCUUUUUUACACUUUACGCUUAGGAAAUAAUUAAUUUGCUAAGCCUCUUUUUGUUUCUCCUUUGCUCCUAAUCCUCCUGUUACGAUUGUUCACGGGUCAGUGUGACCUGCUGCAUAUUUGAUUUGAUUUGACAUACCAUGUAGAUAUAAAAAAAUAUUACAAAAAAUAUAUCUUUUUUUAGUUUGUUUUUUUUAGAUUUCAACCUUCCUGUUAGGUUACUUUCUUUGGAACACCAAAUAUUUACAUGGUUCAAUGUGACCUGCUACAUGUUUAGUCAUUUAAAAAAAAAAAAAAAGACUGAUUUCAAAACUAAUAAAAAAAAAUAGAAGUACAAAAAUAAAGCCAGCAAAAUAAUAAUUAUUUUUUUUUUUACACUUUUUAAUUAUUUUCUUACAUUUUUAAACUUUAAAAUAGGUCAAUUUGACCUGCUGCAUAUUUAACCAACAAUUUAAUUAAAUUCAAAAAAAUAUUAAAACAAGAAAUCGAAGAAAAGAAAAUCUCUUUUUAACCCUCCUGUUAUGUUAGUUUCUUUGCAACACCAAAAAUGUUCCUGGGUCAAUGUGACCCACUACUUGUUUAAAUAUAAAUUUAAAAAAAUAUGUGUAAAAAUAUACGGCACGGUCGACUUGUUACAACAGCUGGCUCACAGUUCCGGGGUUCAAACCCCGGCCCCGCCUGUGUGGAGUUUGCAUGUUCUUCCCGUGCCUGCGCGGGUUUUCUCCGGGCACUCCGGUUUCCUCUUUCAUCCCCAAAACAUGCAUGGCACGUUGAUUGAAGACUCUAAAUUGCCUGCAGGUGUGAAUGUGAGUGCGAAUGGUCAUUUGUCUCCAUGUGCGCUGCAAAUAGCUGGUGACCUGUUCAGUGUGUACCCCCACUUUUGUGCAAAAUCAGCUGGGGUAAGGUGCCAGCACACCCGCGGCACUUUUGUGCAAAAUCAGCUGGGGUAAGGUGCCAGCACACCCGCGGCCCGAGUGAAGAUAUGCGGUUCAGCGAAUGAAUGGAUAUGUACAAAUUAGAAGAAGGAAAAAAUCAGGCAAACACUUAGUUUCAGUCUUUUCUUCUUUUCUUUUUUUUUAAUUUACUUCGAUUUUCAAACAGUAAAAUGUGUCAAUUUGACCCACAAUAUAACAGGAGGUUUAAGAUAUUUUUGAGUUCUAGGGUGAAGCAUGACUUAUUCUUGCUUCACGAGGAGGUCAGCAGGGGCUUUAAAAAGGUUCUCAAGCACAUUUCUCAUCUCAUGUGUGAUAUCGAUGUACUGUAUGUGAAUGACUUAUGUAUAGUAAAAAAAUUUUUUUUUUUAAAAAAUAGUAAAAUGUUUGCCAGGAAUUGAAACCACUAAUCACAAUACAGUACCUAUUUUAUAUUUUAAGAUAGAUAAAAAAAUAGCGACUCAACAAUGAAUACCAAAAUCAAUCAAUGACUCGCUAGGUGUGCCAAGCCUGUUAAACAGGGAAAUUAUUUUUUUGAUUGAUAUACAUAUAUAUAAAAAAUGGGAUUAAAUUAGCGAGAAAGUGAUCAUAUAUCUCUGAACUGUGAAUGAUUCCAUUGUCACUAAAGCACAUACUCUCAUAAGCUACUGUUAUGAUUAUGACUGAUAAUACUGAUAAUAAAUUCCGUUGUCGUUGUUGUUGUUUUUUUGCAGACUGCACUGUAUAUAGUGAUAUUUCAAAGCAUUCCAAUGUGUGGUUAAGCACUGCAAUGGGAGAAUAAUUGCGUUGGUCCACUGAAAGGAGACAUAUUAUGCUAUAUUAUGUUUUGGUGGGGCUGUUCUCUGUCUCAUGCAAAUUCUUUCAUUGCCUUGAUGACUGGGCACGCGUUCCGAAAAGGCUUAAAACUUUAAAGACCCCCCCACCCCCCCUAGUGAUGAUUUAAUAUAAAAAAAAUGUGUUUUAAAAAGGACUAUCAACAAAUUUAGCCAGUUUUUGUAGCGUUAUUGGAGGCUCCCUCCUCAUCCAGACAUGAAAUGAAUGCCUCUUGCUCAAAGGUACCGCUGGCUAAUUUAACAACAGGUCAAGCUCUAUCGUAUUUUCCCUCGUGGAGUCAACACUUCCCAAUUACAUCCAAUUAAAUCCACGAGGCCAACUUGGUUGAACAUUCAAUAUGCAGCUGAUCGGAAUCUAUCGCUGGAACACUGUUCACGUUUCUGUGCUAACACUGCAGCUCGGCUUAACUUUUUAGUUUUGAUAUGGUUGUGUUUCCGUGUUUUGUCGCGUGUCACUUGAAAAUCAGCCAAGUAUUAGCUGGAAAAAUUUGCGUGGGGGAGAAAUUCUAUUAAUUAGACAAAUUGAGACACUCGCUCGCAGACACAUUUUCAGAAAUGUGGCAGUUAGCAGAAGCUAAUGCUGAAGAGACUCUUAGCUAAUGCUAAUCUGUGCUAACACUGCAGCUCUGCUUACGUUUUGGCUUUGUCGUGAUUCCCUGCAGUCCGGCGGCAGGGACCCCGGCCGUCAUUGAAAAAUGGCGGAUCUUCACGCAGCCUAGCCACGAGGUCAUGGGCAGUGAACACUGCUUGGGGUGGGAUUAUGUCAUUUAGAUGAGCUGUUACAUCAUAUUGGCAAAAUCAAUUUCACACUUGCCGGGUCGGUAGUCGCUCCAGAGACCCAACUUCAGCGUACACAAAUAAUGAAAAGUCAAUUUUCCAUAAUAUGCCUCCUUUAAGUGUUCUUUACUGUAGACACCGAUGGUCUGACAAGAGGAAACCUGACAGCUGAUUGGCUGGUGGGAAAAAAAAACACAAAAAAUACGAUUAUUAUCAGUGUUUCGUAGACUCAUACGACCAUUUUCUGUGCUCCGAGUUGGAAAACUGUACUGUUAGUAAAGACUGUGACUGUAGAUGUUAUUCGUGGCAUGGAUAUGCAUUAAUAUAGUCGGGUUGACUCAAAAGGUUACCUUCAUCUCACAUCUUUGUUUUUAAAUUGAUUUUGACACUUUUUGCCUGUCUUGCUGGAUCAGCCCCUUUGUUUCAAUGUGCAGUACUAACCCUUCCAUAUAAACAUGCUUCAUGCUACUGAUAUAGAGAUGUAGUCGUUUUGAGUUGUUUUGAUUUUGUUUGUGAUGCGGAAACGUCCUAAAGCUUGAUACUUGUAGUCAUAAUGAGCCCUCUCUCUCUUUCUCUCUCUCUCCUCUCAACUUUCUCCUUGUAUUUGUCUUUUGUACUUUCACCACCGAUGCUUCGUAGCAGGCUUUUAAAAAAAAAAAAAAAAAAAGGGAAAAAAGUUGGAUUUGUUUUGUAUACAUCCAUGUGCCAACAGCUUGAAAUGGCUUAUUUGACCUGUAUGAUCAAAUUUGCUUGCGUCAAUAAAAUUCACUUGUGUACUUGUU